GCGAUUCCCAAACCACGCUCGCCGUUGGCGACGCUCAUCGGCAUGUCCCCGCAGCCAUCGCCGGAGGCCUCCACGCCUUGGCGGCGUGCUCAGCUCAAAAUUCGCUCCGUCUCUGAAGGCCACCGGGAUUCGUCUCCUCUGAAUCCGCUUCCCGCUGUGAAGAUUAGCCAGACGGCCGGGAACGGAUUCUCCGGCAUACUGUACAAAUGGGUGAAUUACGGGAGGGGAUGGCGGCCGCGCUGGUUCGUCCUCCACGACGGCGUCCUCUCCUAUUACAAAAUUCACGGACCUCGUAAGAUUGUCACCAAUGAGCAGACGGAGAGAGGCUCUGUGGUUAUCGGCAAGAAAUCAUUCCGCAGAAUCAAUAGUUCACAUAUCACAUCUUCUUCCAAGUCCCUCCGCCGCAAACCCUGUGGUGCAAUCCACCUUCAGGUGUCUUCUGUGAGGGAAAGUAAAUCAGACGAUCGGAGGUUUUCAUUAUAUACUGGGAUGAGGACACUGCAUUUGAGGGCGGAGACCAGGGAGGAUCGAAUUUCAUGGGUGGUAGCAUUGGUUGCAGCAAAAGAGAUGUCUCCUCGGAUGCCAAAUGAGGAACUUCUGAUAACUCAAAUGAAUGAGAAUAUGGCCAUGUCAACUGAGAAGCUCCGUAAACGCCUGACGCAGGAGGGCGUUUGUGAAGCUGCGGUUCAGGACAUUGAGCAGAUUAUGCGUGGUGAGUUUGCAUCUUGGCACAAAGAUUUACUACUGCUCAAACAUAAAGAGCUGCAGCUGAUUGACAAAGUGCGGCAAUUGGAGGCCGAGAAAGUUGACCUCGAGAACACGCUUGUGGAUGAGAGCCAAAGACAGGCAAACACUUCCUUUUUCCAGGACAAAUUUAGAGAAGGAAGCGUGAAUGAAUCAGAUGAUGAACAUGAUAGGCAUCAUGUUGCAGAGGAAGAAAGUGAUGGUGAUGAUGAUGAUGACAUGUUUGCUGAUGCUCGAGACUUUCUUUCUUCAAAUUCAUUUAGAGCACAGGGCAAUGGUGAUAAAAAAGCAUUAUGUGAUUCUGACGAUGAAGAGACUCAUCCUUCUGAAGAUGGAAUAUCAGUCGAAAAUAAAUAUCCUUAUGUGAAACGUAGAAAUAAAUUGCCGGACCCCCUCGAAGAAGAGAAGGGAGCAAGUCUGUGGUCAAUGAUCAAAGAUAACAUCGGGAAGGAUCUGACUAAAGUCUGUCUUCCCGUGUAUUUCAAUGAACCACUUUCUUCUCUGCAGAAAUGUUUUGAAGAUUUUGAAUACUCUUACCUUCUUGAUCAAGCAUACGAAUCAGGAAAAGUGGGUAAUAGCUUUAUGAGGAUGCUUAAAGUAGCAGCAUUUGCUGCAUCUGGAUAUGCUUCCACUGAUGAAAGACAAUGCAAGCCAUUUAAUCCUUUACUUGGCGAGACCUAUGAAGCUGAUUACCAAGACAAAGGGAUCCGCUUUAUCUCAGAGAAGGUUAGUCAUCACCCAAUGAUCCUUGCAUUCCACUGUGAAGGGCGUGGAUGGAAAAUAUGGGCGGAUUGCAAUUUGAAGAGUAAGUUUUGGGGUAGAUCCAUUCAGCUUGACCCUCUUGGUGUACUGACAUUGGAGUUUGAUGAUGGAGAAGUAUUUAAGUGGAGAAAGGUAACAACUUCUAUAUACAACCUCAUUCUAGGAAAAGUUUACUGUGAUCAUUAUGGAACCAUGUCUAUUCAAGGAAAUCGUAACUACUCCUGCAAGCUUAAGUUUAAGGAGCGUUCUCUCAUUGAUCGAAAUCCUCACCAGGUACAUGGAGUUGUAGAAAAUAAUGGGAAGCCAGCAGCAACACUUUUCGGGAAAUGGGACCAGAGCAUACAUUACUGCCAAAAGGAUUGUUCAGUGAAAGAGAAACGAUCGGUUCCAAUGUCAGAUUCUCAUCUGCUGUGGAAGCGAAACAAGCCACCAAAAUGCAAAAGCAAAUACAACUUCACUCAUUUCGCAAUCACACUUAAUGAAUUGACUCCGGGGCUAAAGGAGAAAUUGCCGCCAACAGAUUCAAGGCUCAGGCCUGAUCAAAGGUUUCUUGAAAAUGGUCAGUACGAAUUGGCCAACUCAGAAAAGUUGCGUUUGGAGCAGAGGCAGCGCCAGGCAGUUAAGAUGCAAGAGAGUGGAUGGGAACCUAAAUGGUUUUCGAAAGCCAGUGAUGGAUACAGGAGAGAGAAACAACAUUUUGUUGUUCAGUUUCACUGCUCGCACUCUGUAGUUACCAACACAUACUUAGAGGCUGUUUGGCAACUUCUGAAUCGGUAAGUGCUGAACCAGUAAGAGGUCUGAACCAUUAAGUGCUGAACCAGUAAGAGGUCUGAACCAUUAAGAGCUAGUAUAUUGCUUAACUAUUCAGAGGCAAAUGUCUGAUCAAUUCAGAUAAGAGGUCUUAAACAUUCAGACUCUGUAUAAUACUUAAUCAUUCAGAGGCAAAUCUAUUAACCAUUCAGACAUCUGAACCAUUAAGAGGCUGAAACAAACAGUCUGAACUAUU
Molecule: messenger RNA, 2512 nt
Organism: Cuscuta campestris
Lineage: Eukaryota; Viridiplantae; Streptophyta; Magnoliopsida; Solanales; Convolvulaceae
Source: the annotation of a GenBank genome assembly